This is a messenger RNA of Penicillium expansum, 4167 nucleotides long. Its product is annotated as CDR ABC transporter. Bases 1 to 4167 code for a protein of 1388 amino acids. Gene Ontology annotation, biological process: transmembrane transport. The record is from RefSeq and is a predicted model, not a curated record. Gene Ontology annotation, molecular function: ATP hydrolysis activity; ATP binding; ABC-type transporter activity. Lineage: Eukaryota; Fungi; Ascomycota; Eurotiomycetes; Eurotiales; Aspergillaceae. Gene Ontology annotation, cellular component: membrane. The transcript is spliced from 8 exons.
AUGGUGGCUCUUGAACGGUCCUACGACGAGUCCACUCACUCGGACUCAACUACUGUCGCGCAGUCAAAAGUAGAGGUCGACAUAGGCCUCCGUGAGUCCAACGUGAAGGAAGAACUUCACGAACUGGCCCGGCGUUACAGUAGCCAGGCUGGUCCUUCUAUAUUGUUUCCAGUCGCUGCCGGAGGACCCCUCGACCCCGGUAGCGAGAAAUUCAACGCGAGAAAAUGGGCCAAUGCUUUCUACAACGCCCGUAAUGAUGCUUCCAGCAAUACUCCUCUCCGUACCAGUGGUGUGGCUUUUCAAAACCUCAACGUUUACGGCUUUGGCACUCCGGUGGAUUUCCAGAAAACUGUCGGCAACAUUGCCCUUGAAACAGGAACCUUGAUCAGUCAACUUUUGGGAAGAUCGAAACAGCGCAUUGACAUUCUUCAUAACCUCGAUGGGGUCGUGGAAGCUGGGGAGAUGCUCGCGGUUCUUGGUCCACCCGGAUCAGGGUGUUCAACCUUGCUCAAAACAAUUGCUGGAGAAACCCAUGGCCUUUAUGUCGAUGGGAACUCGGCGCUCAAUUAUCAGGGCAUCACGGCAGAGCAGAUGUCGAAAGCCUUUCGUGGCGAAGCUGUUUACACUGCCGAAGUCGACGCUCAUUUUCCCCACAUGACUGUUAGAGAUACUUUGUACUUCGCAGCCCGCGCACGGUGUCCCAAGAAUAUCCCAGGACAGGUUUCUCGGCACGAAUACGCGGAGCAUCUCCGUGAUGUGACCAUGGCCAUGUUUGGUAUCUCGCACACAAAGAACACUCGGGUUGGGAACGACUUCAUCCGUGGAGUCAGUGGUGGCGAGAGGAAGCGUGUUACCAUUGCUGAAGCAGCCCUGAGUUACUCGCCAUUACAAUGCUGGGAUAAUAGCACGCGAGGCUUGGAUAGUGCCAAUGCUCUCGAAUUCUGCCGCACUCUUCGAGUCCAGGCUGACACUCUAGGCACUGUCGCGUGUGUAGCCUUGUACCAGGCUUCUCAAGAUGCGUAUGAGGUCUUUGACAAGGUCAUCGUGCUGUAUGAGGGUCAACAAAUCUUUUUUGGCAAAACAACAGAAGCCAAGGGAUAUUUUGAAAAUCUUGGAUUCCAUUGCCCCGACCAGCAAACCACUGCUGACUUCCUCACAUCCAUGACAAGCCAUGAGGAGCGCGUCAUUCGCGCUGGAUUUGAAGGCAAGACCUCGCGGAGCCCAGACGAUUUUGCUACGGCUUGGAAUAAAAGCCAGUCUUUAGCUCAGUUGAACCAAGACAUUAACGCCUACAUGAAGAGAUACCCCUUCAAUAGUGAACACUACGAGGGCUUCUUGGCUUCUCGACAGCGUGAUCAGUCCAACCUUCAACGUGCCUGGCUGUUGUUCAAGGGGGACCCUAAUACGACUGUCACCAUGUUCAUCAUGAAUCUCUUCCAGGCCUUGAUUGUUGGUAGUAUCUUCUAUAACCUCCCCAGUGACACCAGCAGUGUCCCUAGACGUGGUAUCCUCAUCUUCUUCCUGGUCCUCAUGAACGCUGCCGAUGCCAUGGCGGCCAUGAUAUCUGAUUUGCCGUACAAGAUUCUGAAUUGCAUAAUCAACAACAUCAUCAUUUACUUUAUGUGCAAUCUGCGGCGAGAGCCUGGGCCCUUCUUCUUCUUUCUCUUGAACAUCUUCAUUGUCACUCUAACAAUGUCUAUGAUGUUCCGAUUGCUGGGUUCACUUACAAAGACCAUUGCCUCCGCACUGGCCCCUGCCUCAGUGAUUCUGUUGGUGAUCAUGUUAUACACUGGCUAUGCGAUCAAAGUACAGAACAUGCAAGUCUGGCUUGGCUGGCUACGAUGGCUCAACCCAGCUCAUUAUGCUUUUGAGGCUCUGAUUCUCAACGAAAUGGUCGGCCGCCAUUUCCCCUGUGCCUCCUUUGUUCCUAGUGGAGAGGGCUAUGAUUCCGUCUUGCCUGAACAGCGCAUCUGCUCGGUUACUGGAUCUCCACCAGGGGAGAGUUUCGUUGAUGGUGCAACCUACCUUGACACUUCUUACAACUAUCUUAACUCUCAUAAAUGGCGAAACUUUGGCAUCAUGGUUGCUUUCAUGAUCUUCUACUUGGUGUGUCACCUCGUUGCUUCGGAGUACGUUGCCUCGGAACGGUCCAAGGGCGAAGUUCUAGUCUUCAGACGGAAGGCCAUGGGUCAGGCCAAGGCGCUCACUGGCAAAGACAUCGAGAACGCAAUCUCACGACCAAUCCAAACUGCCCAAACAUGUUCCGACGGCCCCGCUGGUCUUGAAUCGACGAAUUCAGUAUUCCACUGGGCCGAUGUUUGCUACGAGGUCAAGGUGAAGAAUAAGACACGGCAGAUCCUGGACCAUGUCAAUGGAUGGGUAAAACCAGGAACUCUAACUGCCCUAAUGGGAGUGUCCGGAGCUGGAAAGACUACGCUACUGGAUGCUCUUGCGAGUCGAAUCACCAUGGGUGUCAUCUCUGGUCAAGUUCUUGUCGAUGGUAAUCCCCGGGAUCUAUCUUUCCAACGCAGGACUGGCGCACUUCUCCGCCAGCCAGCCAAGUACAGCAACGAAGAAAAGAUUUCAUAUGUUGAUAAUGUUAUCAACUUGCUCGACAUGCAGGAAUACUCUGAUGCUGUUGUUGGUAUUCCUCGAGAAGGUUUGAAUGUAGAACAACGGAAGAGAUUAACCAUUGGUGUUGAGCUCGCUGCCCGUCCUCAGCUCCUUCUGUUCCUGGAUGAACCAACCUCUGGUCUUGAUAGUCAAACCUCUUGGUCUAUCUGCAACCUAUUGGAGGAGCUCACAAAUAGUGGUCAAGCCAUUCUUUGUACCCUUCACCAGCCCUCUGCAAUCCUCUUUCAACGGUUUGACCGCCUGCUGCUUUUUGCGAAGGGAGGCAAGACUGUUUAUUUCGGUAACAUUGGAAAGAACUCGCAAACGCUGGUUGAUUAUUUCGUUCGGAAUGGGGCCACUAAACCACUGCCCCAUGCCAAUCCUGCGGAAUACAUGUUGGAGGUGAUUGGUGCCGCUCCUGGUGCGCACACGAAUAUCAAUUGGCCAGACAUCUGGCGUCAGUCGCCCGAGUAUACUGGUGUCCAAGAGGAGCUCCAGCGCCUUUCAUCAAACCGUGCCCCCACUACCGACAGGACUUCGGAGAAGUAUGAGGACGCUGAGUUUGCCGCUCCUUUGGGGCUACAGUUCAAUGUGGUGACGAAGCGUGUCUUCCAGCAGUACUGGCGCAGCCCUUCCUACAUCUACUCGAAAGCUUUCUUAUCAAUUGGUGCAGCACUGUUUAUUGGCCUAUCUUUCCUCAAUGCAAAGAAUACGCAAAGUGGUCUCCAGAACCAGAUGUUUGGCAUCUUUAUCUUCUUGACAAUUUUCAGUCAACUCGUCGACCAGAUCAUGCCCAUCUUUGUCUCUCAGCGGACGAUGUAUGAAGUUCGCGAACGUCCGUCCAAGGCAUACUCUUGGAUAGUGUUCAUCAGCGCCAAUAUUCUUGUCGAGAUCGUCUACAACACAGCAAUGAGUAUUCUUAGUUUCCUUCUCUGGUACUUCCCCAUGGGGCUCUACCGCAACGCCCGUGAAACGGGCGCUGAACACUCGCGUGGCACGCUUAUUUUCCUUUUCGUCUUUGUUUUCUUCAUGUUCACCACCAGUUUCGCCUUCCUUGUGAUCUCAGGGCUGGAGAGCGCCGAGGUAGCUGGCGGUAUCGUCGGUCUCAUUACCAUCAUGAUGUUCGUCUUCUGCGGUGUCGUUGCCGGCCCAAAUUCCAUGCCUGGUUUCUGGAUCUUUAUGUACCGCUGCAACCCCUUUACAUACUUUGUAGAAGGCUUCCUCGGUACCGCGAUCUCAAACGCCAAGGCCACAUGUGCCUCAAACGAGUUCCUGCGAUUCAACGCCCCCAACGGCUCUACCUGCGGUGACUACAUGCAGAACUACCUUGAUCUUGCUGGGGGCUACCUACUAGAUCCCGGGUCCAUCACCAAUUGUGAUUUCUGCCAAGUGGCUGAGACGAAUAAGUUCCUCGCGGGCGUCAACAUUUCUUUCGCUAAUCGCUGGCGGAACUUUGGGAUCAUGUGGGCCUUUGUCGUCUUCAACAUCGCUGCCGCAAUCCUCCUCUUCUGGCUCACUCGCGUGCCCAAGUCGAAGAAGACCAAGAGAAACUAG